This is a messenger RNA of Daucus carota subsp. sativus, 2677 nucleotides long. RefSeq lists its product as uncharacterized. The transcript is spliced from 4 exons. The record is from RefSeq and is a predicted model, not a curated record. The coding region runs from base 146 to 2050 and encodes 634 amino acids. NCBI's taxonomy places the organism in Eukaryota, Viridiplantae, Streptophyta, Magnoliopsida, Apiales, Apiaceae.
UUUUUUUUUUAAUUUUAAUUGCCGCUGCUUAUAUAAGCGUCUAGUUCUUCCCCCAAACAAAACCCUAAUUUUAAACCCACACAUUGCGUUUCAAUCUGAUUUGAUUCGCAUCAAGAAGGGAGAAGUGUACAGAGGGCAAGUGAACAUGAGUGUGUGGGUGGGAGAGAGUGAUGUGGUUGGGAAGAGUGGGAGGAAGGGUAAGAGAAGUCAGAAGAUUGAGAAGGGUGGGGAGGAAGAGGUACGUGAUCGUCCGGAUGUGGAAGAAGGUGGAAUUGUAAAGAGUGGGAAGAAGGGGAAGAGAAGUAAGAAGAAAGAGAUGGAUGGGGUGGAAGAGGUAACUGAUCGUAUGGAUGUGGUAGAAGAUGGAAUUGGAAAUAGUAGGAAGAAGAAAGAGAUGGAUGGGGUGGGAGAGGUAAUGGAUUGUCUGGAUAUGGAAGAAGAUGGAAUUGAAAAUAGUAGGAAGAAGGGGAAGAAAAGUAAAAAUAAAAAGAUGGAUGGGGUGGGAGAGGUAACUGAUUGUAUGGAUGUGGAAGAAGAUGGAAUUGGAAAGAGUAGGAAGAAGGGGAAGAAAAGUAAAGAGAAGGAUGGGGCGGAAGAGAUGAAUGAUCAGACUAAUGUGGAAAACGAUCGAAACUUGGAAUCUACAGUUGAAAAUAAGAAAAAGAAGAAUAAGGGAAAUGACAUGGUUGCUGGCGGGGAAUCAAUGACUGAUCCUCAAGAUAAAGAAUAUAAAGUUGAAAAACGGAAGAAGAAGAAGAAAACAAAAACCUUUGAGAAUCAAGAUGCAUUAAAUAAGAAGACUGAAACUGAAGCUAAAGAGAGGAACAACAUUGCAGGGAAUGUGGAGAAGAAGAAAAAGAAGAGGAAAAGGACGGUGGAAGAAGAAGAUGAUAAUGACAAAGGACAGACGAAUGGUUGCUAUGGAGAAGAUCAUGUAAAUUCUUUACCUGAUGACAAUGGUAUGGUUACUAUAGGGAAGGUUAAGAUGAUGGAGAAGAAGAAGAAGCGGCAGAGGAAGAAUGAGGAAAUAACGGGAAAGGACGGGCUUUUAAGUAAGGCAAAAGAUAAUGAAACCACGAAUGUUUCAGGAAAGGAUAAGACCGAGUCAGAAAAUAAGGAUCCUGAAAAUCCUAAAUCAAAAGUAAAGAAGAAAGUUAGGUUUUCUAAUGAUUUAGAGGUUUUUCCAUCUAAUAGCCUAGUUCAAGGUAAGAGAUUCACUCCGGAAGAAGAUGAGAAGUUGAGAGCAGCUGUUAAAGAGUAUAUACAGUCACAUUGCUUAGGUGAAAAAGGUGUGGAAAUGGUCAUGAAUUGUAUUUCUCACCGACAAGUAAGGAACUGUUGGAAUGAAAUAAAUAAAGCGUUACCAUAUAGGCCUAAAGCAGCGAUAUAUUGCCGUGCUCAUACAUUGUUUGAGAGAGGUGAGACACAUGAAUGGACUGAAGAAGAAAAAGAAAUGCUUCUGGAACAGUAUAAAAAGCAUGGUAACAAUUGGAAGCUGAUGGCUAAAGAAUUUAAGAGACAUAGACUUCAGGUGAAGGAUACAUAUCGUAGAAUAAAAAGGGAACGAAAUAGAGGACAUUGGUCCCAAGAAGAAUACCAAACCUUGUUUGACAACGUGAAUAUUGAUUUGCGAGCUAAGCUUGAUGAAGAGAAGAAAUCGAAGCAUGGAAUGUUACGAGAUAAUAUAUGUUGGACUGCAAUCAGUGACAAAUUGUCAACUAGAGCCGACUCACUUUGCUGUAUGAAAUGGUACAAUCAGUUAACAUCUCCUAUGGUUGCUCAGGGUAUAUGGGCUGAUUCUGAUGAUUACCGUCUGCUUGAUGCACUUUUUAACUUAGAUGCAUGCUGCAUAGAGGAUGUAGAUUGGGAUGACCUGAUGGAUCAUAGGUCUGGUGAUGUAUGUAGGAAGCGUUGGGACCAAAUGGUGCUUCACAUAGGCUUACAUGGGGUCAAGUCUUUUUCUGAGCAAGUUGAAGUUCUGGCAAAGCGAUACCGUCCAGAACUAACUGAAGCACGGGAGGCUUGGGACAGCAAACCUUUGGUCCCAUGACAUAGCAGACAGUUAUAUACUGCACAAAUUACUUCUCUGGAUAUGACAAAGCCUGAGAUGGAGCUAGUAGAGCAAGGUCCAGAUUUCAUAGCACUGUUCCUCCAGUUCAAAGCUUCUGCGAUGGACCUUAUCUCUGUUCUUGAGCAGAAACAAACGACUGGAGGGAGGACAAAAGUUUCCAGUUCACAAGCUGGCAGAUAUUUGUGUUGCUAGUUUCGAGAUAAACUUUGAAGAACAGAUUUCUAUGUUUAGACUCGGUUUAUGUGAAAGUUAGACUUUAAAAGCUACUGAACUAGUUAAUUGGCAUUUGCAGGUAAUAUAUGGAUAUAGCACAUGAAAUGAAUAACUAAAUUUCCUUGUAUUGAGCCUAUAUGGCUUAAGUUAUCUUUUCCUUGUUUCAGUCGAUCUGUGUAGCAGAGGAGAUUAUGGAAAGAAAGGAUAUUUGGCCCUGAAACAGCUUAUCUUGCUGCCCUUUCUCUUCUCCCUAUAUCCCUACCCUUUUUUGAAUUUCUUUAUUGACUUUUUUUGUUUUUCAGAAAUAUAUGCAACAAGCAGAUUGAUUGAAAUGAUUAUGUUCAACUUGUUUGAUUUCUCGAUAUUUAUAUUAUAUGUUUUUCAUUUAUAAGC